AUGUGCAGAACAGACCAAUUACUAGAUCAAUUCCAUGAACGAUUGAGUAAUGAUUGUCAACAUGUUGAACGCACUAUAUGCGACAAAUGUAUUUAUAAAAAUGGAAAAUCUCAACUUGAAAAUUCAUCUUCGAUUGAAAUAAAUUGUCCAGAACCAAACUGCACAGCUAAAUUUAAUCUUAAACAAAUUCGUCAAAUGAUUCAAACUGUUAAUAAAAUUGAAUCCGUCGAAACUAGUGAUCGUCAUUCAAAGGGUCAUACUCAUGAACGAAAGACUGAAUUCAUUUUAUGUGCUCAUGACGAAUGUGGUUCAGGACAAUUUCAUAUUUUAGCUCAAAAUUCUUCUCCAAUAGUAACAUGUAUUCUAUGUAAACAACAAACAUGUGCUCUACAUCGUAUUAAAUGGCAUAAAGGUCUUACAUGUGAAGAAUAUGAUAAACAAAAACAACAAAAACAACAACAACAACAACAAGCUAUUGAAAAUGAAAAAAAACAGUGUCCAAAAUGUCAAUAUAUAAAUGAAAUAAAUUUAAAUAAUGAUCGUACAAUAUGUUCAAUGUGUAAAUAUGAAUAUUGUCCUGAAUGUAAAACAGAUUAUAAAGAAAUUCAACGAAUUGGUCUUAAUCAUCAUAAAACAACAUGUAGUCGUUAUGAUAACAAUCCAAAAAAGAAAACAUCUAAAUCAAGUGCUUGUACAAUACUAUAG
Molecule: messenger RNA, 705 nt
Organism: Rotaria sp. Silwood2
Lineage: Eukaryota; Metazoa; Rotifera; Eurotatoria; Philodinida; Philodinidae
Source: the annotation of a GenBank genome assembly